This is a messenger RNA of Trichomonas vaginalis G3, 2616 nucleotides long. RefSeq lists its product as uncharacterized. The coding region runs from base 1 to 2616 and encodes 871 amino acids. Lineage: Eukaryota; Parabasalia; Trichomonadida; Trichomonadidae. The record is from RefSeq and is a predicted model, not a curated record. The transcript has a single exon.
AUGACUUCUUCCUCAGAUGAAGAGAUCUUGAAGAAAGGUCGUAAACAAAUACUUGAGGAUAGUAGCGAUUCAGAAGAUAAUGCACAAUUCAAACCUAAGAAAAGAAUUCUUUCUAGUGAUUCUGAUGAUAUCACUAUUCCAAAGCGUAAGAAAUUCUCGGAUUCAGAUGAAGAUGAUGUUAGAUUAAAGCCGAAACUUGCCCAACUUGAUUCUGAUGAUGAGCAAAUUCAAGAAAGGAAACGUCCUGAUUUUUCGGAUUCUGAUUCCGGUGAGCUUCCUCCACAAAGAAAGAAGGCUCCGAUAUUAAGUUCAGAUAGUGAUGAAUUACCAGCAAGAAGAUCAUCACAAGUUCUUUCAUCAGAUGAUGAAAAGAAAACGGCAAGCAAAUCAGGAGCUGGCAAUAAAGCUGCUGCUUUUGACAGCUCGGAUGAUGAAAAUACACCUCAAAUAAAGAGGAAAAUUCUUGAUUCAUCGAGUGAUGACGAUAUUCUUCCUGCAAAGCAUAAUAAUGUACCAUUUGAUGAUUCAUCAGAUGAGGAAAUCGGAUUACCAAAGAAAACUACUCUAUUUUCGUCUUCAGAUAAAGAAGAUAUUCCACCAAAGAAGAAGCUCUUAGAUUCAUCAUCUGAUGAUGAAGUCAACCUUCCAAUCAAACCAUCACAACAGAAAUCUGAUUCAAAGAAAAUUUUACUUGAUUCAUCUGAUGAUGAACAACAAGAAAACAAAAAUGAAAAAGAUAAAGCCCCUGUUCAAGAAAAAUCAAGUUCCGGAUCAGAAAGCAAGAAAUCAACUCAAGAACAAAAUUCGAUAAAAAUAAACGAACAAAAAACUACGAAAUCCGAAAGCAGUCCGGAUAAAAAGGAUAGCGAUAGCGAUUCUGAUAUUUCUAAUGGUGGAAGAAAGUAUCCUAUUGAAAUUGUCGAUAAUGAAAUCCGAACUACGCCAAAUCCAAGCCCUAAGGCUGCCAAACAGUCCACAGAAAAUAAAGAGCCUGAUUCUCCUAAUGAAUCAAGCAUCAAAAACUCGAAUUCUUCUCAAGCUCUCGAGCUCAUCGCAAAGAGACCUCCAACUUCAUCAAAAUCGUCAUCAUCCGAUAGCGAAGUACCAGAAAAUGGAAUUCCUCCUGUUCCUUUGAACGAAUAUAACAAAGAUAAAAAUGAAAACGAAGAAGAAAAGACUGAACAACCAGAAUCAAACGAAAAUACAGUUGAGCAAAGCAAAGAUGAGUCCAUUACAGGAAAAGUUGUUAAUACAGUUAAGAAAUUCCUUUCCGGAUGGGGUAAAUCGAACAACGACCAAAACGAUACCGUCGAAAAUACCGAAAACAAGGAGAAAAGUGAUUCUUCGGAAGAAGAAGAGGAAGCAACAUUAACUGCCCAACAAAGGUACAGUUUAUUGUCUUCUUCUGAUGAUGACAGUGAUAAGAAGCAGAAGAAGUCUUCAAAGUUGUCAUCUUCUGAUGAAAACAAAAAAGAUAAUUCUGAUUCAAACGAAAAAGAAGGAGAAAUUGAUAACGAAAAGAAUGAAGAAGCUAAUAACAACGAGGAAGAAGAUUUACAAGAAGAAAAACAAGCCAAAAAGUCUAAAUUAUCUUCAUCUGAAUCUUCCGAUGAAGAAAAGGUACAAAAGAAGAAAUCCACAGCUAAUAAUGAUGAAGAGGAAGACUUAGAAGAAGAGAAAUCAGCUAAAAAGUCUAAUUUAUCUUCAUCAGAAUCUUCUGAAGCAGAAAACGUACAAAAGAAGAAAUCUACAGCUAAUAAUAAUGAUGAAGAUGACUUAGAAGAAGAGAAACCAAAGAAAUCUGCUUUAUCUUCUUCAUCAGAUCAAUCUGAUGCGGAAAAGUCAAAGAAAUCCAAGCAGAAACCAAUGGAAUCGAAGUCAAAGACCUCAAACUUGAUCCAACAAGCACUUUCGACUUCAUCUUCUGACGAAUCUGAUGAAAUUAUCUCUAAAAAACCGAAAUCUACCCAAGAAGUCAAUGAAACAGAAGAAAAGGAAGUUGCAGAUAACGAAGAAGAGGACGGAAAUGACCAAAAGAGGCAAAGAUCUAAGAAGAGAAGAACAAUCAAGAGACACAGACCAAAAGAAGAGUAUUCUAGCGGUGAUUCAGAAGAAGGAGACUAUCAGAAGAGGAUUUUCCAGUCAUUUAAGAGAUCAAAUCGUAAUGAAAUCAGAAGAUUGAAGAAAGAGUCCGAAAAAUCCGAUGAAACGAUGAUGACUCUUGGAUUUGAUCCAGGAGAGUUCGAAAGAAAGGUCAAAUUCCAAAUGAUGAUUAAGCAGAAUUUAGAAUUAAUUUCUCUUGCUGAAAAGAACAUUUCUAUGAAGAAAUCAUUUGACAAUGGACUCAAAAUGAGAAUUAAUUUGGCUAUUAAGAAUAUCGACCAAGAAUUGGCACCAAAACAAACAAAUGAAGAAGAGGAAGUUACCGAGGAAGUAAAAAGUGACAAACAAAAUGAGCCAACAAAAACUGAAGAAGAUAUCGUUGUAGUUGAAGAGAAGACAGCAACAUCAACUACUACAAAGUCAACUAAAUCUAAAACAAGAACAACUCUCGUACAAAGAGUGAAAACUGAGGUGAAGAAGACAACUACUAAGUCGCUUCGACCAAAGAAAUAA